Symbiodinium sp. CCMP2592 is the source of this 8475-nucleotide messenger RNA. The record is from the annotation of a GenBank genome assembly. Lineage: Eukaryota; Dinophyceae; Suessiales; Symbiodiniaceae.
AUGGCAGGCUGCAAGGGCCUGCCUCAGGGUGAUGUCUUCUCACCUCUGGCCCUCGCGGCCUGUUUGGUGGGCCCCUUGAACCAUGUCCAGAGUCUCACACCGGAUGCGAGGUCGCUCCUCUAUUUGGACGACAGAACGCUGGUUGCUAGAAGCUGUCCGGCGCUUAAACAAGCUCUGAAGCUUUGGAACGAGUUGGAGGCCGUCACUCGGCUCAAAACUCAUGAGGCCAAGACCCAAAUUGUGGGUAGAAACUUUGGUGCUUUUCUUAAUCUGCAGAGGCACGGAUACAAGGCCUCUACGGUUGGAGAGGCCACCCUGGCUUGCGUGCUCAUUGCUCCGAAAGCCUUGUGGGGGUGUCUCUUGCAGGGAAUUGGAUGGCAGGCGUCGAGAGACAAGUGGCUUGCGUCCACAGUGGUAGACACGUUGACUAAUGGCACUGGCGGCCAAGGCAUUACUGUUAUGAUUGCAAAUGUGCGAUCACUCCGCACUUGUCUCAUUUGUUUUGGGAUUGUGCUGCGUGCCAGCACCUGCGAUCACAGCCCAGACCCAGGCCAGCGUUGGCCGGGAGACUGGGUUGGCGUGGACAGCCCUACGCAGCUGAGGUACCUGUGUUGCAGCAAAUGGCAGCUAUCCGCAAAGCUGAGGUGGCUUCGAGGCGCUCUCGUGACAGCUGGCUCGGCUGGAGUUUUCAGCAACGACGACCUGGUGCAGCUGACGCAGCUGCCGGCGAGACUGUGUUCGUCCUGGGUGGCACUGGUGCAGCCAAAGCUGGCCCGGCUGGUGACGCUACAGGAAGGGAAGCCUGGUCGCUUGACCCUGGAUGAUCGGCGUGGCCUCACUCUGGCGUUUGCCGAACCCAAGUCAGUCAUUCGAGCCCGGUGCAGCGGCGCCGUCAGCGCAUCACGUGGUGCAGCCGCUCAGCCGCUUCUGCAGUCGAAGUUGCCGACGAGUCUGCAGAUGAGGCCGCCGUUGGUCCUGGCCUGGCUUCUGCGUCUGUUUCUGCAGAGGAGCCUGCACUUCUUCCUUGCCUGGCUCCCGCUACAGCUUCUGCAGAUGAGUCUGCAGUUCUUCUCGGCCUGGCUACAGCAGGUGCGUUUGCAGCUUUUCCUGGCUUGGCUACAGCUACUGCUGCUGCAGAUGAGUCUGCAAGUUUUCCUGGCCUGGUUACAGCUACUGCUGCUGCAGAUGUGUCUGCAGGUUUUCCUGGCUUGGCUACAGCUACCGCUUCUGCAGAUGAGUUUGCAAAUCUUCCUGGCCUGGUUACAGCUACUGCUGCUGCAGAUGUGUCUGCAGUUUAUCCUGGCUUGGCUACAGCUACAACUUCUGCAGAUACGUCUGCAGUUUUUCCUGGCCUGGCCACAGCUUCAGCUUCUGCAGAUGAGUCUGCAGGCGUUCCUGGUCUGGCUACAGCAGCUUCUUCUGCCGAGCCUGCAGUUCUUCCUGGCCCGGCUACAGCUACAGCUCCGGAAGGAGCUCUCUUGGACUACGGGUAGACUGUGGCGAUGGUUGCUGCAGACUCUCACCCUUAUCACAAACUUUAGCGGCGAGCGCAUCCACCUCCAGUGCUACGAGUACAUUGUCCAGUGCUACGAGUACACGGUCGCCGCGGGUGCGCGCGAGGAGCGUCCUUCUGAUGCUUACUUUGACUGGCUCAAGGAUCAUUUGCUCGACUUGGAGGGCGGAUCUUCGCAGGUGCCUGCCGAUAACGGUCUUGCCCUCGCUAAGGCCCUUUUGAGCGGUCUCAAGCAAUGCCUCAACAAAGGCGGUUCUGAAGACGACGUUCUUGGUAUCUUGGCUGAUGCUUUCCAAAACAAGGCUGUCGGUCUCCUAUCGCGUCAAGUGACCCCUGUUGAACCACCGCGUGCUCAUGAAACUUGGGAGCGUGAAGGUUGGGAGAACUGGAGUGAUGAAGAUUGUCGCCUGCAGGAGUGGUCGGAGCAUGAUUGGGACUAUGCCAAUGCCUCUUGGCCUUCACCUACGGCUGUGUCCAAACCUGCCCGGUCUGUUAUGGCUAAAAAAUGGGAUAAUCACUCAGAGUAUUGGCGCAAUCCCCUUGGCUCUGGGAAACCGUCCAAAGCCGAGGGCUGGCCUUCGCUUGAAAGUCGUUACUCGUCGGUUGCCACUGGUGUACGUAGUGCCGAUUGGAAGUCAGACUGCCCGCCUAAGCUGAUAGGCUACUUCGGUCUCAAACAGUCUCUGCUGAAUGGCAAGAUGCCUGAGGGAAACCUGGUUGAGAUUUGGGAUGAAACGUAUCUUGAUGAGCUUAUCUGCUUGUGGGAAAGCUUUGAUGAUCCGUUCGCCUGCACGGUGCUGUUGUCGGGGCAUGCUUGUCGUCGUGAUGGUGCCUUGGUUACGCAGUUGUCCAUCACGCGUGGUUCCUUUGGCCCUGCGCUCGAAAAGGUUGGUUUGCUCAAACUUGGUGAGAAGAAUGGCCCUUGGAUGCCGCGUGAAACUACGGUUGUUGCUAAGGACAAGGUCCCUCAGAUCCCCACUGAUCGCGCUACGAUCCGCAUUACUGCUCCUGCGGCUUACCGUCAGUCUUUCCGUGCUCAAGACAGUUCUGAAGAGUCGGCUUCCGAUGUGGUCCGUGAUCUUGCGCUUUCCAGUGGCGUUCCUGUUGCUCAGUUGCUUGGUGGCAAUUGGUCGGUGCGCACUGUUGGUGAGUCGAACUCCUUGGUCGGCUUCUUGCGUGUCAAGGAAGCUACUGCUAAGCAGCUGUUGAAUGCUGGUGGUAUGCGUGGUAUCUUCGUUGCCCGUGUGGGUAAACAAGCUGCCGCUUCUGAGUCCAAGCCCUUCUGGACGAAAAGGCUUAAAGAUGAGUCUCGAGAGUCUUACUUCCGCAGAGUCCUUGGGCUCUCCAAGAAGCGAGCGCAGCCUAUCAUACAUCGCUCAGGUGGAGGCUCUGACCUUGGUUUUCCUGCUUGGCUUGAUGGUGAUGCGCUUGAGGCUCGGCCUAAACACGUCCUUGUGCGUAGCGUGCCGCGUGCUUGGGUUGAUGAGGACGUGGUGUCCUUCCUUGCUGGCUUGAGUUGGUCGGAGGUCAAAGUGACCUCUCGUGUGCGCGGAGUUUGGCAUGUCAUGGCUACGCCCCCUCCGUCUGAUUUCCCGGUUUCCAGUUGGAAGUAUAGCUUGGAAGGAUCUGAACCAGCUUGUGUCAUUGAAGUGCAGGUCGCUGAGUCUUCUGCCCGAAAAGUUGCGGUUGUUGCGGCUGUUAAGGGCCCGUCACGUCGGCUUGCUAAAGAGACUUCAACUGAAAAAGUGGUGGCUCCGGCUGCUACGAAAGUUGAGCGCGCCAGAAGUCCCGCCCCUACGCAGCUUGACCCGCCUGGUGACGGUGACGGUGAUGGCCGCGGCCGUAGUCGUAGUCGUGAGCGUAAGCCUCCGAAGGAAGCGGCUGAAUCCUCCAACCCCGAGUCGUCCAUUGGUGCUCUUGCGCCAGAGCCGAAGAAGGCUAGAGGGAACAAGACGUUGCAUGAUCCUGAUGCUGCUGUGCUCAGCGGUUGGAAGGUUGUCGACCUUCAGGGUGUUGGUGACUGUUUCUUUCGCUGCAUGGACUAUCAUCAAGCACGAAGACAGAAGCCUCAGAAGCUUUUCAACAACACUGAGGCGCAGACUAAGGGCGCAUGGAUUCGAGCUCAGGCUAAGUUGCACGCUCAGAACCACCCGGAAACUUUUUCAGCCUUGUUUGACUCCGAUGCAAAGUUUAAGAGCUGGCUCACCAAGGUGGGUAAGAUGACCACUUUUGCUGAAGGAGCAAUCAUUCAAGCUGUCUCCGAAAAGCUUGGUUGCCCAAUCGUUGCCUGGGUGAAGGAAGGGUGUUGGGAACGUUUCGUCGUCUCAGGUCGAUUCGCCAGCUCCUACGCUUGUUGUGAUGCCGGUCAGUCGCCAGCUGUUGUUUUGCUUGAAAACAAACACUUCACGGUGCUCACACCACCUACUGUUGACGGGGCUGAGGACACGGUUCCUUAUGCUUGGCUUCGUGAGACCCCUACAAUCGUCUUGGACCUUACGGGAGGUAUGGUGGCCGAUGAAGCGGUUGACGAACCCGCUGAGGCUCUGUGUGAUGGUGAGCUUGGUGGAGAAGCUACUCCUUCGUUGCACUCGCUUGUCUUCUCGCGUGAGGGUGAUGCGCGUUCUGAGGGGCUCACCCAGCCUCCCCUGCUGCCCGCGUUGGCAGAACUCUGUGGUGGACGUGCGAAGCCGAAGGGUGUUCAUGGCACUUCCGCUCCGGAUCUGCGAAAGAAGGUGAAUGUGAAUUUGGUCCCUAAGCGUAUUGAAGCUUCGCGCAAAGCUCAUGACCGGAGAUGGGAGCUGAUGUACAAAGCCUACCGCGAAAAGCCUUGGAAGGGAGCUCACUCCAUCAAUUGCGAGGCUGAUGCGUAUGACUCGUACAUUAUCAAGUCCGGAGCCAAGGCUGGCCAGGCGCUUCAUCGUUGCCUUCGGUGCGGGGUGCUUGUCCGUAGAAACAAGCUACCGGAGAGUGUCUGUGAGCUCGAUGCCAAGAGAGGAAACAAGCUAACAAAGAGGCUGGAGGUGGCCGACGUGCAUGUCUUAAUUGCUCAGGAGCUCAAUUUGAGCCAACAAGCGCUGGCAGGUGCUUCCCAGGAGGCCAAACGGCUUGUAUGGCAAGCUGUGCUGGUUCCCAAACCAAGGUCCAGAAGAGGUGGUGUUGGUCUCUUUGUACGGCGGCCGCGCGCUUUCCUCGAGUUAGAGCGUACUAGUACUGAGGAUGCACAGAGUGUCUCGGCCCAGCUUCUCGGGCUUUCUACACGUCUCAUCGUGACUGGCUUGUACUCGGCCCCGAAGGCCGAUCCUACCACUCUCUUCGCUCAGGCAAACCAGUGUGAAGCUCUCUCAGGCGUUCCAUGGAUUGUAGGACUUGACGGCAACAUCAACAACAUGGAAGCCGGGCAGUGGCCUGAGGCUAUGCGCCGCGCUGGGGGCUUGCUUUGCGCCAAGGCUCGUCACACCAACCGAAGUAAGUAUGCUAUCGACGGCAUUUGGGCCUCAGAAACUUGCCCCGCUACGUAUGGUGCCGAAGUUGCCAACUCGGGCGGUGACCACAGCAUUGCCGAAAGUCACUUUGACCUCUCGGUGCCCCCCUGUGUUCCGGAGUGGCGGUUUGCCAAACCACCCCGCGAUGCAGGCGCCGAUGCGGUCUUAAGAACAGCUUCAUGGCAGGACUGUGCUUCCUCCAAGGAAGAGUGGACUAAGGCUCUCGACGAUCUAAACGACGCUUGUAGUCUGUGGUGCAAAGACGCUCAAAAAUGGCUUUCGCGGUCAGGUGGCUUAGCGGGCAGCGCCUAUGAGCGCGAUCUGGGCUCAAAACCUAGCCUCAGGAGUGGCAACCACAAGCUUUCUUCGAGACAAGCCAUCGGCGAAAGACAACUUCGGCGUCAUAUCCGUAGAUUGAAAGAAGCUAGGCUCUUCCAGCAGAAAGGUCUCCAGGUCCCCCUGCCCUUGCUCAAAGCCCUUUCGCAUGCCAAGCUGCCUGCCCAGGAAACUAGUGAUGUUCGCUCUGCUAGAUUUGGUAGCGCCCUUUCCGCUGCUAGUGACAGGCUCCAGGUCCUUCUUAGGGAUAACUACAGACAGGCCAUCAAAACUUGGAAGGCUCGCAUUCACACCACGCAUGGUGCUUGCAGAUGGCUGAAGCGUGAAGAAGCCAUACCGAGCAUCCUUCAGGACGAGCAAGGCCGUACCCUUUGUCAACCUGCUGAGGCUGUCAAGGCGCUCCACAACUUUUGGGGCCACACAUUCGGGUGUGGGCCUCACCAAGGUGCAGAUGUUGAGGCCUUUUGGGACCUCUUCGGUCAGUAUGUUGGUCAGCCUUCGGUUCCUUUCCCUGAGCUUCCUCCGCUCAAAGGCGAAGACCUAAGGACCAUGGCUCGGAAGAAUGCUUCCAAAGUUGCAGGCUUAGAUGGUCUGUCGCCUCGUAUGGUGUCUUGGCUCCCCGACGAAGCCUUGGAGCGUUUGGCGGAACUCCUGAAUGUCAUCGAAACCAAAGGAGUCUUUCCUGACAACCUGAAAUAUUGGAAAAUUGCUUUCAUCCCCAAGAAACGCAAAGGCCGUAUUGCGAAGUUGGGUGAAGUACGGCCCCUGGCCAUAGGGCCUUGUCUCUACAGAAUAUGGGCAUCGCUCCGUCUGCAAGCCUUAGCUCCGGCCUUGUCCACUUGCCUUCCCCACCAGUCGGGGGGGUGCCAAGGUCCUGAUGCUGAGACCUUAGUUGCUAGCUUUGAGUUGGAGUUCCCUCAAACUGAAUGGCAAUUUGCAGCUAUGCUUGACUAUGCCAAAGCCUUUGACUCCUGUGACGUCGGCCUGUGCAUCCGCUUGUUCGAGCUUUUGAAAUUCCCCGUUGCAGUUACAAACUUGCUGCGCGAUCAAUGGUUUUUCCACUCGAGAUGGCUUAGUUUUUCUGGUGCCACUCACCCGGAGGCUCUCUGGAACUAUAAAGGUUUGCCACAGGGCGAUCCUUUCGCCCCGGUGGCGUUAAGCCUGCUUCUGACGCUCCCUGCCAAGCACGCUGCCCGCUUAGCUCCUGACAGUGCCACCAUUCUGUACCUCGAUGAUCGCUCGCUGCUGGCUAAGUCCAUGGAGCAACUCGUCGCUGCUAGAGAAGCCUGGUGUCAACUCGAAACUUGCACCAGAUUUCGCACGCAUAACGGUAAAACCCAACUUCUUGCUCGCACUGAUUCUGCUCUCGUUGAGUUUCAGCAGGCCGGGCUUGAGGCUGAACGCUCUGCGAGUAUGUUGGGUGUUAGUGUCGGGCACGCGGACGGCAUGACUGCUGAUGAGCUUGAGAGGCAAGCUAAGACUUUGAAGCUUGCUGCCAGACUUGAGUGCUUGCUUCUUUCUCAUAAGUUCAAGACCACCUUGGCUGCAACUGUCUUUUCGCCGGCAGCGUGCUGGGGAGCUCUGCCUUGUGGUCGCGAACUUACCAAGGACCAAUGCCGCAAGUACCAGGAGGCCUUCAGAUGUGCCGUCAAAGGCAGCGAGUCUGCCUAUGACAGGGCCAGCCGACCACUUCAGCAGGUCAUCACUUUGAGCCAUAGGUCAGACAUGCAACUGGUUGCUGCUCAGGCGGUGCUCAGGACUCUUGGUCGUUGGACUAAGGGCAUGGUUAAGCGAGGCGCGGCGCCUACUGAGGUGGAUGUUCGGGCCUCGGCUAUCGGCAAGGCCCUUGAGAGAACCCUAGCUGCGUGGGCCUGGAGCCGUAAUCCCCGUCGUUGGGGACAGUGGGGCAAAAGAGCUGCGGUCUGGAGCCUCACUGCCCCCAAGCAGGAGCAACGCAAAGCAAAGCAUGCCCUGCGCGAAUCUUGGAGACUCUGCAAGGUUUCUGAGUGGCUAGAGCACCCUAAAAGGAGAGACUCGGAGCUGGCUCGUAAUGCCGGCGUUGUGGCCAGUCCUGCCCUAGUAAAGAGACUGCAUCGCAUUGCCCAAGACUCUGAGCUUGGAGGCCAUGAGCUUUCGAUCAUGUCAGGCGGUAUGUCGACUGAUGCAAGAUGGUGCCCGGCAGGCACCCAACGUAGCAGAUGCGAGGAUUGUGGACAAGAUCUAUGCCCAAGUGUUGAUCACAUCUUGUGGGAUUGCCCUUGUAGCGAUUAUGCCAGUCUGAGGCUUUUGCCGAAGCCAAGAUCAGUCAUCCGAGCCCGGUUGGGCUGGAGUCCAGCCCCCCUGAGGACCAUCAGAGAAGAGCUGCAGAUGAUCAAGCAGCUUGGCAGCAUCCGCGCUGCUGAGGUGCAACGUCGCCGUCAGCGCGUCACGUGGUGCAGCCGCUCACCAAUCGAUGUUGUCGACGAGUCUGCAGAUGAGGCCGCCGUUGGUCCUGGCCUGGCUUUUGCGUCGGUCUCUGCAGAGGUGCCUGCAGUUCUUCCUGGCCUGGCUCCCGCUACAGCUUCUGCAGAUGUGUCUGCAGAUCUUUCUGGCCUGGCUACAGCAGGUUUUCCUGGCUUGGCUACAGCUACUGCUUCUGCAGAUGUGUCUGCAAGUCUCCCUGGCCUGGUUACAGCUACGGCUUCUGCUAAAGAGUCUGCAGUUUUUCCUGGCUUGGCUACUGCUACAGCUUCUGCGGAUACGUCUGCAGUUCUUCCUGGCUUGGCUACAGCUACAGCUUCUGCAGAUGUGUCUGCAGUUCUUCCUGGCCUGGCCACUGCUACAGCUUCUGCAGAUGAGUCUGCAAGUCUUCCUGGCCUGGUUACAGCUACGGCUUCUGCUAAAGAGUCUGCAGUUUUUCCUGGCUUGGCUACAGCUACAGCUUCUGCGGAUACGUCUGCAGUUCUUCCUGGCUUGGCUACAGCUACAGCUUCUGCUAAAGAGUCUGCAGUUUAUCUUGGCUUGGCUACAGCUACUGCUUCUGCGGAUACGUCUGCAGUUUUUCCUGGCCUGGCUACAGCUACUGCUUCUGCGGAUACGUCUGCAGGCUUUUCUGGCCUGGCUACAACUACAGCUCCGGAUGGAGCUCUCCUGGACUACGGGUAG